AUGGGUGGGGGUGCCAUCGAAACCACUGGUGUAAACGCCAAAUAUGGUCAUCUCAUCAACCCUCGGAGAAAAUGGUACAAUAACAGGCGAUUGAUUACCCUUAACGCCUGGAUCUUUUUACUCCUCAUCACCUCUUCAACCAUCGGUUACGAUGGAAGUAUGAUGAAUGCUCUUCAAUCUACUCCCCAGUGGAAAAAUUACUUCAAUAAUCCCACUGGUGGAAAGCUCGGUCUCCUCAACGCCAUACAGAGUAUCGGAGUUUUGGCUGGGCUUCCGUUCGCUCCAUAUGUAUCUGAUGGCCUCGGACGUCGUUCAGCUAUCUUUUUUGGUGCGGUGAUUAUGUGCAUUGCAACGGCUAUACAAACGGCCUCUCAAUCCAUUUGGAUGUUCAUCGGUGCUCGCUUCUUAAUUGGUUUUGGGCUUAACUUCGCCGCCAAUGCCGCACCCAUGUUGAUCACUGAAAUUUCAUAUCCCACAUACCGUGCCCCCUUGACGUCAAUGUACAACUCUCUGUGGUACUCCGGAGCUAUUGUUGCCGCCUGGACAACCUUUGGAACGUUGAAGAUUGACAACAGCACAUUGGCGUGGCGUAUCCCCUCUGCUCUCCAAGCCCUGCCAUCGGUUGCCCAGGUUCUUUUAAUCUGGUUUGCUCCCGAGUCCCCUCGGUGGUUGAUCAGCAAAGGAAGGAAUGAACAAGCUCUCAAGACCCUUGCCUAUUACCAUGCUGACGGCGAUGAGGAUGACUGUUUCGUCAAGUAUGAGUUCGAGGAAAUCAAGGCCGCACUUGACUUGGAUCGUACAGUUGCCGUUGGAUGGAUGACACUCUUCUCCACUGCCGGGAACAGAAAGCGCAUGCGCAUCAUCAUCGCCCUUGCCUUCUUCUCGCAAUGGUCUGGCAACGGUCUUGUAUCAUACUAUCUGAACAAGGUUUUCGACACCAUCGGCAUUACGGAUCCAACAAUCCAGUUGCUCAUUAACGGUAUCCUUCAAAUAUGGAACUUGUUCUGGGCUCUUUUGGCAGCCUCAAUGGUCGACAAAAUUGGACGACGAAUCCUCUUUAUGGUCUCCGUCUGCGGCAUGAUCAUCUUCUUCACCCUCCAGACUGCAUGCUCUGCUACGUUUGCGAAAACUCAAGAUCGCGGUGCUGCCCACGCUGUCAUUGCGUUUAUCUUUCUGUUCUAUGCAUCCUAUGACCUGGCAUUCAGUCCACUUAUCAUCUCAUACACGGUCGAGAUUCUGCCAUUCCGUCUCCGUGCUAAAGGCUUCACCGUCUUCGGCUUUGCCAUUUCACUCUCGCUCAUCUUCAACCAAUAUGUCAACCCUAUAGCCCUUGACAAAAUCGGCUGGAAAUACUAUAUCGUCUAUAUCUGCUGGCUUUCUUUCGAAGCUGUUUUCUUGUGGUUCUAUGUCGUCGAGACCAAGAACUGCACCCUAGAAGAGACUGCUGCCCUGUUCGAUGGCGACGGAGACAAGGAUCAGAUAACUCCCACCGUACUGCAAGUCCAAAAGAAGGAUGACAUGUGCGACUCCCUUGAUGAGGAUGAGGUGGUCAAGGCAUAA
This is a messenger RNA of Laccaria bicolor S238N-H82, 1560 nucleotides long. RefSeq lists its product as uncharacterized. Bases 1 to 1560 code for a protein of 519 amino acids. Lineage: Eukaryota; Fungi; Basidiomycota; Agaricomycetes; Agaricales; Hydnangiaceae. The transcript is spliced from 11 exons. Gene Ontology annotation, biological process: carbohydrate transport; transmembrane transport. Gene Ontology annotation, cellular component: membrane. The record is from RefSeq and is a predicted model, not a curated record. Gene Ontology annotation, molecular function: carbohydrate:proton symporter activity.